AUGCCGCGACGGCGGCCUCUUCAUGAUGGCCACGUCAAUGUCAAUAUCCUUAUAAUUGUGGCCUUGCUAUUGAUUGGAAUCGUCGGCGCUCAGCAGCAGCAACGACGCGCGGUAGAUCGAGAAUCGCCCCAUGAAGGACUGAAGCUCGAGGCCACCAAGAUACCCCCCCCAGUCGUCACUCCCGGCUCCGCGAGAAGAAAGAAGACGGCAGAGGUUGAUACGGGGAAAUUUAACAACAACGACAACAACAACAACAACAGCAACAAUAACAAGAAGAAGAAGAACGAUGCGAGCGCCCUCGUAACUUUGGCUCCGGCAGAUAGUGCCGUCGAAGCACCUCCUGCAAGGCGGCCCAGCCCAAUAAGUGCUGGGCUUACCUCGCCGCAGAAAAAUGCGCGGAACCUUGAGGAUUGGGAAGUGGAAGAUUUUGUGCUUCUGGCGACCGUCGAUGGAAAGCUACAUGCCCGGGGAAGGAAGACUGGCAAGCGGAAGUGGGAAGUGUCAUCCGAGAACCCUAUGGUGAAGACGGAAUACCAUCGCCCGAAUCGAUCGUCUGUCGACGCCGAUUACAACCCAAACUCGAUCGACGAAUAUCUGUGGAUCGUGGAACCCAGUCCAGACGGGAACCUGUUCGUUUACCAGCCCAAUGGACCCAACCCCGGAUUGGUCGACACGGGUCUCACGAUGAAGAAGCUGGCUGGUGAGAUGUCACCAUACUAUGAUCAGGAGAAUGGGAUCAUCUACAAUGGAUUGAAGAAAACGAGCAUGAUUACAGUCGACGCAAACUCGGGGGAGGUUUUAACCUAUUACGGUUCAGAGGGUGCCCUAGACAACGGGAAUUGCAAAGCAUCCGAUGGAAAAUUUGACUCGGAUGAGUGCAAAUUCGCUACUCUCGCUAUUGGCAGACUGGAGUAUGAAGUCCAAAUUUCUGGGAAAAAAGAUCAUCGCCAAAUUGCUACCCUGAGAUUCUCCGAGUGGAUCCCCAACACCUACGACAAUGAUCUCCAUCGCCAAUACCACAAGUCGAUGGAUAAUAGCUAUAUUUACACCACGCAUGACGGAGGGGUAAUUGCGCUCGAUCUCCAGGGAAACAGUGAAGCCGAAGGUGUGUUCCAGCAAAAAUUUGAUUCUCCAGUAGCACGUGUCUUCGACAUAGCACGACCCUGGGGAGCGGACAAGAACAACCCCGAGUUGAUUCUUCUCCCGCAACCACCGCCGCCGCUUGAUGACGAUACGGCUGCUCAGAGCCUUAGAGAGAGUAGGAUCUUCCUCAACCAUACCGAAGAUGGUAGUUGGUUUGCCAUGUCUGGUCUCAAGUAUCCACUGGCUGUCCGAGAGAAUGUCGGCAGGGCACAAUGUACCCAGGAAGGAUGGAUGCAACACCAUCCUCAGUGGGAUAUUACGGAUCACUUUCAGUUGUCCAAGGCACUCGUCGGGUUGCACUCCAUUGAUGGACAUACUGUUAGAACCCAACGGCUUGCCAUAUCCGGUCCGCAAGAGCAAAUCAUCAGAGAAGUUGCAGACCCGGCCGACAAUACAUUGGCAUUGGCGAAUGAGCCAACUUAUUCCGAGUCUAUGCGCCAGUACGGCCGGGAUCUAUGGCGUGACUACGUUUUGGCUCUUAUCGCCAAUCCGCUGAUUUACAUCGUGAUCACCGUUUUUAUCGUUUCCAACCAGCGGGAGAUCCGAACAACCAUUGGAAAAUUUUACGCACGCAUCACAAAUGAUAAAACCCCAUCCAAAUCUAAGACGCUCGACAAAGCUUCCAAAGUCGACAAACUGCCACAAAUUCCGGAGGACAGAGUACUUCCACCUGUCGAAGGAACACCCGGUCUCCCAUCAGCCACGAUCCCACCCAUCGAGGAGACAAAGCAAAGGUCCCGCGAAUCCCCUGCAAUUUCGGUUGAGAAAGAGGAAAAAACCAAAAAGGCUCACAGAGGUCGGCGGGGAGGUGUCAAGCACAAGAAAGGUCGAGCGAACUCACAAACUCCCUCCGAGGAUGGUAAGACUGUUGCACGAUCUCACCCAACAGUUGAAGAUGCAGUCAGAAAUGCUCAACAACUGGGGCAGCAAACAAAGCUCGAACCUGACAUCCAGACGAAGCCGAGUCCUCCCGAUGAGGUGUCUGGUCCAGUCAUCCGUAUUGGUGCUCUAGAAGUCAACACAGACAAGCUUAUUGGCACUGGAAGUAACGGCACCCUUGUUUUCGAGGGCAACUUCGAUGGUCGAGACGUCGCAGUGAAAAGAAUGCUUAUUCAAUUCUUCGACAUUGCAUCACAAGAAACCAAGUUACUGAGGGAGAGUGAUGAUCAUCCUAACGUCAUCCGAUAUUACGCCCAGCAAAGUGCAGGAGAAUUCCUAUAUAUCGCUUUGGAACUUUGCCCUGCCUCACUAGCAGAUGUCAUCGACAAGCCGCAGAGAAAUCGUGACCUGGCGCAAGCCGGUGAAAGAGAUCUGCCAAAUGUUCUUUACCAGAUUACCAACGGUCUACAGCAUCUGCACAAGCUCCGAAUUGUCCAUCGAGACUUGAAGCCUCAAAAUAUUUUGGUUGCCAUGGGCAAAGACGGCAAACCGCGGUUACUUGUGUCUGACUUCGGGCUCUGCAAAAAGCUUGAGGGAGAGCAGUCAUCGUUCCGCGCAACCACAGCACACGCUGCUGGUACUUCUGGCUGGCGUGCACCGGAACUUCUCCUGGACGACGAUGCCAAGGAUGGUAAUACUCCUCAGGCAAUGGUUGACGCCAGCACUGAUGGCAACUCGGGCUCCCUCGUCCUGAACCCAGACUUGCUACCUAAUCGCCGAGCUACGCGUGCGAUUGACAUUUUCUCACUUGGCUUGGUUUUCUUCUACGUCCUCACCAAGGGCUCUCAUCCAUUCGAUUGUGGCGAUAAGUUCAUGCGUGAGGUCAAUAUUCGCAAGGGCUUGCACAACCUUGAACCUCUCCAAGUUCUUGGGGACUAUGCCUACGAAGCUAAAGACCUGAUCAAUUCCAUGCUAAUGGCGAAUCCAAAAGAACGACCUUCGGCACUUAACGUCAUGGCCCAUCCCUUUUUCUGGUCGCCCAAAAAACGCCUCAAUUUCCUCUGUGACGUGUCUGACCACUUCGAGAAAGAACCCAGAGAGCCCCCGUCAGAUGCCCUUAGAGAGUUGGAGAAACAUGCCUCUGCGGUGUGCCGUCAAGAUUUCCUUAGACAUCUCGGCAAGGACUUUGUUGAUUCGCUGGGCAAACAAAGAAAGUACACAGGAACUAGACUACUCGACUUGUUGCGCGCUCUGCGAAACAAAAAGAACCAUUACGAGGAUUUGAGCGAUAAGUUAAAGGAGCAUGUGGGCCCAUUGCCGGAUGGUUAUCUCAGCUUUUGGACAAGAAAAUUCCCGAAUCUGUUAACCACUUGUUGGAAUGUGGUCUACAACGUUGAGUGGGAUGAUACAGACCGCUUCAGAGAGUAUUACUCGCCGGAUUCAGGUGUUUGA
Messenger RNA from Drepanopeziza brunnea f. sp. 'multigermtubi' MB_m1, 3474 nucleotides. RefSeq lists its product as uncharacterized. The record is from RefSeq and is a predicted model, not a curated record. Gene Ontology annotation, molecular function: protein serine/threonine kinase activity; ATP binding; RNA endonuclease activity. Gene Ontology annotation, biological process: intrinsic apoptotic signaling pathway in response to endoplasmic reticulum stress; IRE1-mediated unfolded protein response; mRNA processing. Gene Ontology annotation, cellular component: IRE1-TRAF2-ASK1 complex. Lineage: Eukaryota; Fungi; Ascomycota; Leotiomycetes; Helotiales; Drepanopezizaceae.